AUGACUUCGACGCAGGAAGAGUACGACCACUUCGAGCACCUGCUCCCGCCCAGCUGGAAGACGCAGGUGACGGCGUGGCUGCAAGAAGAUACGCCGUCUUUCGAUUACGGCGGCUUCGUCGUAGGGGAAGCACCGCGCGAGGCGUUCCUUCUCGGCAAAGGGAGCAAGACCGCGGUGCUUGCAGGCGCGCCGUUCUUUACCGAGGUCUUUACCCAAGUCGGUUGCGAAGUCGAAUGGCACCUGAAGGAGGGCGAGACGUUCGAGCCCGUGAAGCACGUCGCGACCGUCAGAGGCAAGGCACGGCACAUCCUCCUUGGCGAGCGUGUCGCGCUCAACAUGCUCGCGCGCUGCAGUGGCAUCGCUACUCAGUCCAAGAAGAUCAAGGACCUCGCGCGCGCGAAUGGGUACAAGGGAAUCGUCGCGGGCACGCGCAAGACGACGCCGGGCUUCCGUCUCGUCGAGAAGUACGGGAUGCUUGUCGGUGGGAUCGACCCCCACCGCCACGACCUUUCGAGCAUGAUCAUGCUCAAGGAUAACCACAUCUGGUCCUCCGGCUCGAUCACCAACGCGAUCAAGCAGGCGCGCAAGGUCGGCGGGUUCAGCCUGUUGCUCGAGGUAGAGGUCGGGUCCGAGGCGGAGGCAAACGAGGCGAUUGACGCGGGCGCGGACAUCGUGAUGCUCGACAACAUCGAGGGCGCGGAGCUCGUGGGCGUCGCGCGUCGCCUGCGGGAGAAGUGGCGCGGGGAACGCAAGUUCUUGUUUGAAAGCAGCGGGAACAUCACCGAGGCGAAUCUGCACGAGCGCGCGAUUAAUGAGAUCGACAUCCUGAGCACGAGCGCGGUGCACCAGUCGGUGCAACACAUAGAUUUCAGUCUCAAGAUCCAGAAGCCAAAGAACUAG
Trametes versicolor FP-101664 SS1 is the source of this 900-nucleotide messenger RNA. Its product is annotated as nicotinate-nucleotide diphosphorylase. The transcript is spliced from 5 exons. Gene Ontology annotation, biological process: quinolinate catabolic process; NAD+ biosynthetic process. Gene Ontology annotation, molecular function: nicotinate-nucleotide diphosphorylase (carboxylating) activity. The coding region runs from base 1 to 900 and encodes 299 amino acids. The record is from RefSeq and is a predicted model, not a curated record. Gene Ontology annotation, cellular component: cytoplasm. NCBI's taxonomy places the organism in Eukaryota, Fungi, Basidiomycota, Agaricomycetes, Polyporales, Polyporaceae.